UCAUUCAUACAGCGAAUCUAAACCGUAAAUCUCACAUACUUUGACCAGUGGCUAAUUCCCAUCACCACCACCACCACCACUGAUCUUUUUGAGACAGAAACCGCCAGCAGCCUCCCUCGGAAAGAAUAAAAGCCUAGAGAAACAGCCACUCUCUCUGUCUCUUUCCUCCCUCUGGAACAAAACCCUAAUUCACCUCAACCCCGUAUCAAGCAAUAAAACAAAACUCAGGAGUUAACUUCCAUUUUUUUUUCUCUGUCCUGCUGCAACCAUCAAUUUUCAUGUUCCGUGGGUUGUUUAUUCUCUUCUUUACGCAUACCCUUUUGCCCAAAGACAAAAUAAAAGCAAGCCAAACGCUGUCUUCUUUGCAGAUCAGAGCUUUAAAGACAACUUGGCUUCCCUCUUAAAUGGGUAUGUGUAAGUAAGUAAGCAAAAAUCUCUCUGCAUAUCUCUCUCCAUAUCUCUGUCUCUCCACACGUCUUUCCUUUUAUCUCUCUCUGUCUCUGUGUCUGUGUAUUGAAGAGUAAUGGAUUCUGGUAAUAGUGGAAGUAUGCAAUCUUCAAGUGGUGGAGAUGAGGAGUAUGAUUCACGCGCAGAGUCAAUCUCAGCUUUCUUGAACAACAAUAACAACCCAUUAAGCCAUGUUGGUCCCAUGCCUAACCCACCACCACCACAGCCACCACCACCAGACCACCACCACCACCAAACCCAUCACCCCUCUUCAUCAUCCAUGUUUAACCUCUUAUCAAACUACUUUGAUCCUUUAUCCUCAUCAAGAUCGCCGCCGCCGCUCACAAACCCAAAUUCAUUCCUCAAUCUUGAUAUGGUCUGGUCCAAAAACUUAAGAUCUGAGACGAAUUGCACUGAUCUUGGUGGUUUCGUAACCCCAUCCUCACCAACCCAACAAUUUUUCACCAACCAACCACAAAGUAGAACCACUUUUCCUUCAGUACAAAUCCCCCAGGGACCAGAAAUUGUUGCAAGAGGUUCGGGUUCAGCUUCAGCUUCGGGUUCGAAUGAUCAGACCAACAACAACACCACCACCACCCCCACCAAUAAUAUUGUUCGUAAUCCUAAGAAGAGAUCCAGAGCUUCGAGGCGUGCACCAACCACUGUUUUGACCACAGACACCACUAAUUUCCGAGCCAUGGUUCAGGAGUUCACUGGCAUCCCUGCACCACCCUUCACAUCCUCGCCUUUUCCAAGAAGCAGGCUUGAUCUAUUUGGCACUGCUUCCACUUUGAGAUCAGCUGCCCAUUUGGAAUCCCCUACACCUCCUUAUCUUUUGAGACCUUUCGCCCAAAAAAUCCAACUUCCCCCUCCAUUUCUCUCUCCUUCGUCUUCAACGUCCUCAUCUUUUUCCACUUCUUCUAUGGUGGAUGCUAUAGCUUCCACUACUACAACUAACAUCAAUUCUGGUACUGGAACCAAUACUAAUACUUCUAAUUCUUCAACUUCCAUUAACUACCAGCUAUCGUCUGAUUUAGGACUUCUGAAGCAGCCACAGAAUCUACUCAACAUCAACAUGCCAAACCCAAUUCUCAAUCCCCACUCUCUCCUUCCUAAAUACCCACUUCCCAAUUCAGCCAUUCUUGACACCUCCAAAACGCAACAAGGGUCGUUGGACAUGUCAUCGAAUGAUUCACAUCUGAAAAUGGGUGUUCUGGAAGAGUUCGGUUUGAGCCAUGGCCAUGUUAGCACGAACCUCACUCGACUCCAAAACAUAGUAUCAUCAUCAAACACAACAUUGCGAGGAAGCGACAGCAGCAACAACAACAACCACCGCCCCGCAAACUGGGGAGAUGGAGUGGGAUCGAACGAGGGUGAUCAAGGUCUGUUAAGGUCCAUCAAUGGUAAUUACAGUAACUCACAGCCAAGAGUUACCAAUGGGAAAGCAAACUACUCGGCUUCUUCAUCAGAUUUUCAAGGCGAUAAGGGGCCAGAGAAUGUGACUGCUGCAAGAAGUGAAGGUAUGAUGGAAUCAUGGAUUUGUUCUUCAGAUUAGAAAUAUAUAUAUAUAUAUAUAUAUAUAUAUAUAUAUAUAUAUAUAUAUAUAUGUUUAAAAUGGAUAGAUAUAAAUAUUAUUACCAUUAAGAAGUUUCAUCAUAGUGAGAGAGACCAUCACAAAGAGAAUGAAGAUAAAGCAAAAAUGAUGGUGAGUAUCUUUGAUGCAUGAAAAGGAAGAAUAUUUUUUCUGUCUCUCCAUCUUAACCGUGACUUAAUUUCACCUUAAUUAGACGCUGUUUUCUUUUCUUUUCUUUUCUUUUCAUCUUAAUUAUUAUGUGUAAAUAAUAGCCUCUCUUUCAUCGUC
Molecule: messenger RNA, 2308 nt
Organism: Hevea brasiliensis (rubber tree)
Lineage: Eukaryota; Viridiplantae; Streptophyta; Magnoliopsida; Malpighiales; Euphorbiaceae
Exons: 2
Coding region: 524-2002 (492 amino acids)
Source: RefSeq, a predicted model, not a curated record